Juglans regia (Persian walnut) is the source of this 2090-nucleotide messenger RNA. Its product is annotated as ethylene-responsive transcription factor RAP2-7. NCBI's taxonomy places the organism in Eukaryota, Viridiplantae, Streptophyta, Magnoliopsida, Fagales, Juglandaceae. Gene Ontology annotation, molecular function: DNA-binding transcription factor activity; DNA binding. The transcript has 11 exons. Gene Ontology annotation, biological process: regulation of DNA-templated transcription. The coding region runs from base 434 to 1888 and encodes 484 amino acids. The record is from RefSeq and is a predicted model, not a curated record.
CCAUCUUUCUUCUUCGCUCUCGCUCUCUCUGCCAUUGAAUCAGAUAGUCGGCGGUGAAUUCGCUCCGGCGCCCAACGCAUCGACGAUUUCAUAUCAAAUGCAACUUGCUAAAGCUUAACGUGCUCUUCAUCUAAAAGACGCAGUCAAAGCUAGACCGUCUUCUUCUCCUCGCAAGCUUCUCCGGCGACUCUCUCCGGUGGCCUUACUGAGAGAAAACGCGCUUCCAAUCACCUCUCAUACCCAUUGAAAAACGUCGUGUUAGCUUUUUCUCUAUCUCUGUCUAAACUCUCGAUUGUAAAAUCUCUCCGAACUCGUUCUCUCUCUUCCUUCGAAUUCUGAGCUCCGAUCGUGUUGUUACAAGACCUUGGUAGUUCCUGAUCCCAUCGAUCUCUACGCUAAAAUCAGAGUUGAAAUCUCGAAGACGAAGUGCACGAUGUUAGAUCUUAAUCUGAAUGUGGUCUUGGCCGAUUCGACUGCGGGUGAAGACUCGGUGAAUUUCCUCGAGAAGUUCACAGAAGGUUCUGCCGGGAACCAACUGGACGAAUCGGGGACCUCAAACUCUUCGAUCGUCAAUGCCGACGUGUGCGAAGACGACUCGUGCUCCACACGCGCCACCGGGGAACUGUUCACCUUCAACUUCGAUAUAUUAAAAGUCGGAGGCGAGAAAGACGUCGUCACCAAGGAGCUCUUCCCUGUAAGCGGAGGAGCGAACGGGGAUUUUCCAAAUUGGCAGGGUCAAUCUUCGUCCUCUUCUUCUUCAGCAAAGAAGAACCGGAUCGACCUAUCGUUCGAUCAGGGUGGUGGGUUCGGUGAGGUGAGAGUGGUUCAGCAACAGCAACAGCAACAGGUGAAGAAGAGUAGGAGAGGACCUCGGUCUCGGAGCUCGCAGUACAGAGGAGUCACGUUCUAUAGGAGGACUGGGAGAUGGGAAUCCCAUAUUUGGGACUGUGGGAAGCAAGUGUAUUUGGGUGGAUUCGACACUGCUCAUGCUGCAGCUAGGGCCUAUGAUCGUGCUGCUAUUAAGUUUAGGGGAGUUGAUGCCGACAUCAAUUUUAAUCUCAGUGAUUAUGAGGAUGAUCUGAAACAGAUGAAGAAUCUGACCAAGGAGGAAUUUGUGCACAUACUAAGGCGGCAGAGCACCGGGUUCUCGAGGGGGAGCUCAAAAUAUCGAGGAGUGACACUACACAAAUGUGGCCGAUGGGAAGCUCGAAUGGGGCAGCUCCUUGGGAAAAAGUAUAUAUAUCUUGGGCUGUUCGACAGCGAAGUAGAGGCUGCAAGGGCUUAUGACAAGGCAGCUAUCAAAUGUAAUGGAAGGGAGGCAGUCACCAACUUUGAACCGAGUACUUAUGAAGGGGAGAUGAUAUCUGAGGCCAGUAAUGCAGGUGGCAACCACAAUCUUGAUCUGAAUUUGGGGAUAUCUCCUCCUUCACCUGGCAACGGUUCAAAGGAGAAUGAAGGUUGUCUUCAGUUCCACUCCGGCACUUAUGACGCUCACAGUCAAAGGACAUCAAAGAUGGAGAACCAUGUGCAUGCAACAUUAACUGGUCCACAUUUCAAAGGUCUACUAAUGACAUCAGAGCGUUCACCCUCAUGGAAUGGUCUAUAUCCUAGCUGCAUUCCUAAUGAGGAAAGAGCAACCGACAAGAGAACUGCAUUAGGUUCUCCACAUGGACUCCUCAAUUGGGAAUGGCAAAUGCAUGGCCAAGUCAGUGCUACCCCAAUGCCAUUGUUCUCUACUGCAGCAUCAUCAGGAUUCUCAUUUUUGGCCAAUUCUCCCUCCGCUGCUAUUCUUCCAUCAAAAACUCCCAAUACAAUGCCUCAAAAUAUCUGCUUUGCUCCAUCAGCCACACAGCUGCCGCCAACUCCAAACAAGUUUUUUACCAGAUGAAGCCACCACAGGCACCGCCGUAGCCAGUUUCCCUCUAUCUCAAGAGGAAAAUAAAACAGUUGUGGUCUUCAAAAUUCUUUGUAUAUUUUAAAUGCUUUUGUGACAAUUGACAAAUGCAAAGAAUAGACUUUUCCCGGCAUCUUGGAUAAACCAAUACGACAUUAUGUUGCUCAUAUAUGAAUCAAGAAAUGAUAAUUCCCUU